Messenger RNA from Heterobilharzia americana, 714 nucleotides. The record is from the annotation of a GenBank genome assembly. NCBI's taxonomy places the organism in Eukaryota, Metazoa, Platyhelminthes, Trematoda, Strigeidida, Schistosomatidae.
AUGCGCUGCGGUUUAGGAUCGGCACUGUUGAAAGAACCAGAAAAAAUUGCUGAUAUUGUGCACGCUGCUCGAAAUACAGUUCCACGAUGGCGUGACUUAAAUAAAGAAAGCGUCACACGUUUAACUGAUACUAAUGACACAGAAGUGUUGUCAAAUUGUCCAUUUUCGGUGUCCGCUAAAAUUCGGAUACCAAGUGCAUCCACUAGGUCUGUUGGAGAAGGGAAUUCAUGUGAUCCUAUUAAACUGACUGUCGAACUUGUUCGACGCUUGGCAGUAAUGGGUGUUGACUGGGUUACGCUGCACGCCCGUACAACACAUCAACGUAACAGAGAUCCUGCUUCAUGGAAUGUUGUCCAAGAACUGGUCGAUUGUAAAAUAAAGCACUCUUCUGCAGGAUGCAUAUCGUGCUCAAAAAUGACUGGUUGCCAUGGUGUAAUGGUUGGUAGAUCUUUAUUGAAAACGCCAUACUUAUUUGCUCCAAAAUACCUGCAAAAUGAGAAUUCAUUUUGUCAGUUAAUGGAAAAUUGGUUACAUCUAUCAGCACAAUACACAGGUGGUACAAGUUUUGCGAUAGUUCAUCAACAGGCAUAUUGGAUGCUGGAGCAACAUUUGGAUAAAACCAAGAGAUUAUUCUUACAUAAUGUAGGAUGUUUUCAGGGUCUAGUAGACUGGCUUACCGAACAACGCAAGACAGUGGAAAUAACACCAAUCUAG